Myotis myotis is the source of this 6680-nucleotide messenger RNA. RefSeq names its product zinc finger protein 274 (gene ZNF274). Gene Ontology annotation, biological process: negative regulation of transcription by RNA polymerase II. Lineage: Eukaryota; Metazoa; Chordata; Mammalia; Chiroptera; Vespertilionidae. The coding region runs from base 165 to 4412 and encodes 1415 amino acids. Gene Ontology annotation, molecular function: DNA-binding transcription repressor activity, RNA polymerase II-specific. The transcript is spliced from 14 exons. The record is from RefSeq and is a predicted model, not a curated record.
GAUGGCCGCCGCCUGGGAGCGGCCGGCGCGGCGCGCCGCGGGGGUGUCUGGGAGUUGUAGUCCUGGCCCGAGCACUGACGCACUUGGCCUCGGGGCGACGGGCGCCAUUGUGCACUACGCGCGGGACUCCGCCCUUUCCCGCCAGCCGCGUCGGAGAGGAAGGCAUGGCCUCCGGGCUUCCGAUGGCCUGGUUGCAUGAACUGGUGGCUUUUGAAGAUGUGAGCCUGGGUUUUGACCCGGAAGAGUGGGAACUGCUGGACCCUGAGCAGAAGUCCCUGUACAGACAGGUGGUGCUGGAGAACUACAGGAACCUGGCCUCCGUGGAAUAUCAGCUUUCCAAGCCAGAGGUGGUGUCUCGGUUAGAGGAGGAGGAAGAGCUCUGGUCGGUGGAGAGAGGAGUUCCUCAAGACACCUCUUCAGGGCGUCCUGAGGCUCCACGGGACCCCCCACCGGACCCCCCGUCGGACCUCCUUCCCGCCGGGGCGCCGCUGAUGCAGAUCGAGGUGGUGGAGGUCCUCUCCCUGAACGAGGAGGCGGCGCGCUCCCGGAACGCCGGCCUCUGGGCCCUCUACGCCGGAGAGGACGGCCUGAGCCCCGAGGGCCGCGGGGAGCCCACGCCCCCGGGCAGCCGCCCCGCCGACCCCGAGGCCGCACGACAGCGGUUCCGGGGGUUCCGCUUUGAGGAGGCGGCGGGGCCCCGAGAGGCCCAGGCCGAGCUCCGCGAGCUGUGCCGCCAGUGGCUGCGGCCCGAGGCGCGCUCCAAGGAGCAGAUGCUGGAGGCGCUGGUGCUGGAGCAGUUCCUGGGCGCGCUGCCCGCGAAGCUCCGCGUGUGGGUGGAGUCGCAGCACCCGCAGGACUGCCAGCAGGCGGUGGCCCUGGUGGAGGAUGUGACCUGGGCAUCCGAGGAGAAAGCUCUGCCUGCCUCGGGCCCCACCUGCCCCCCGGAGACCCCAGCUCAGGAGGAGAAGGAGGAGAAGGAGACCACCUGCCCAGCAGAGGUCCUGCCAGAGGAGCCAGUGACCUUCCUGGACGUGGCCCUGGACUUCAACAGGGACGAGUGGGAGCUGCUGGACCCCACACAGAGGACCGAGUACCAUGACGUGAUGCUGGAGACCUUCCGACACCUGGUCUCCGUGGGCUGGGAGACUACACUGGAAGGGGAGCAGUUACCCCCAAAGUCAGCUCUUCCUGAGGCAGAACCAGCCCCCAACCUGAAAGUGGAAGAGCUCUCGGGGGCUGAGGCCCAACCCUCUACCUCAGGGGAGGCCCCGCAGCGGGGGGCCCUGGAAGUUGGGGACACGGCAUUGCCGCCUGUGGGGCUGGCCCAGGAGGAAGCCCUCUCUGAGAAGCAGCAGCGUGAAAGCCCCAAGUCCCCAGCAGGCAGGGGUCUCGCCACAAGCCGCGCCUCCCUCCGGAAAACUCUACCCCGGAAAGGCUUGCGCAGGCAUAGCUCACGCAGGCAUAGUUCACGCCUUAGAAAGGCAGCGCUCGAUUCCCAGGUAAAAACCCAGCAGAGCCGCCAAGGGAGCAGAGCCCGGGAAAGCAGGGGCACCCCGCAGGUCACGUUUGUGCAGAUCCACAAGGGGAGCCAGGUGUUCCGCUGCAGCGCGUGUAGCAAACUGUUCCGGAACCCCAGGUACUUCUCCGUGCACAGGAAGAUCCACACGGGAGAGAAGCCCUACGUGUGCCGGUACUGCGGCAAGGCCUUCAUCCAGAGCUCCUCCCUCACACAGCACCAGAGGAUUCAUACUGGAGAGAGGCCGUUCAAGUGUCGAGAGUGUGGGCGGACCUUCAAUGACCGCUCGGCCAUCUCCCAGCACCUGAGGACUCACACCGGAGCCCGGCCCUACCUGUGCAAGUUCUGCAGCAAGACUUUCCGCCAGAGCUCCCACCUCAUCCGGCACCAGAGGAUCCACACCGGGGAGCGCCCCUAUGUCUGCGACAGAUGCGGGAAGGCCUUCACCCAGAGCUCACACCUCAUCGGGCACCAGAAGACGCACAGUGGGGCUAAACGCAAGAAGAGACACCGAUCUAGCGCUAAAGCCAGUUCAUUUCAGCCUCCGCCAAACGCACGGGAUGCGGUGAACUCGGGCUCCCCCAUCGGGGUCCUCCUCCACUUCCCUGGCAGUCACUACGCCGCCGCCGUUGCGGUGAGCAACCGCCGCACCGCGCCACGCGAGAAACGGCCAAAGGCGCGCGAGAACCAGGCACCCCCCCCCACCCCCGGCGCGCUGCCUUCUGGGACUUGUAGUUGCCGGCGCCGAGCGCGCGCACUUCCGCCGCGCACCGGAAGCGCCGCCAUUGCCUCGCCCGCGCAGCUCAUCCAGUUCCGGCGUAGAGAGUGUUGUGAGGGGGGCGCAGGCGGGAGCCGCCGGAGAAGAGGUGCCGACCGCGGAGGCUGGGACGCCAUCCCCGCCCCCCGCGUCUCCCCGGCGACACGGCCCCGGUCGCCCCACCGCCUCGUGUCACCGCAUCCCGGAGUCGCCUCGGGCCCCAUUGGCCGGAAGUCGGUAGGCGGAGGCUCCCAUUGGCCCGAUGCCAGAAGCCUCCUAUUGGUCGAAGCCUCAACAACCGGAGACCCCAUUGGUUGCGCGCUGCCACGCGCCGCGCGGCCUUCUGGGAGUUGUAGUCUGGACGUCCCCGGAGCGGCCGCCAUUGUCCCGCGGUGGGCGAGCAGUAGCGGACCCUGCGGCGGGGGAGGCUCGCGGGUUUGGGGUCUCCCCGCGCUCUCGUCCUUGACCUCUCGGCCCCAGAUGGACCCUGAGGAGGAAGCGGCCGCGUGGGCGAUGGCGGUGGCGCCGGGGCCGCCGCCGGGACGGCCGCAGGAGCCGGUGACCUUCCGGGACGUGGCCGUGGACUUCUCCCCGGAGGAGUGGGGGCGGCUGGACCCGGCGCAGAGGACGCUGUACCGGGACGUGAUGCUGGAGACCUUCGGGCACCUGCUCUCUGUGGGGCCUGAGCUUCCCAAACCGGAAGUCAUCUCCCAGCUGGAGCGAGGCGCUGAGCUGUGGGUGGUGGAGCACGGACUCGCCCAGGGCUGCUGUCCAGGCUGGGACCCGGGACCUGAAGGGCCCGCGCCGCCCGCGGGGCAGGUCCUUCCUGAGGAGGCGCCGUCCAGCGUCGCGGACAGGACAGGCCUCCCGGGGGCCGCCGCCCGCCCCGCCCCGGGGGAAGGCUGGGGCGAGGAGGACCAGGGCGGCUCCCGGCCCGCGGAGUUCCGCCUCGAGGCAGCACCCGCUCCGGGGAGGAGCCCCGAGAGCCCCGGCCCCGGGGAGAGCCGUGCCCCGAGCGCAGACCUGGGCCCGUUCCCCGCGGCCCCCGGGAGCGCGGCCUCCUGUCCCUCCGACUCGCCGGCCACAGACUCGGGGGCCCAUCCCCGCGCCCCCGGCCAGCAGCCCGGCUCCUCGGAGCCGCCCUGGGACGGCGGGGCCCUGGCGGAGCUCGCGGCCGGCCCCCCCGAGAAGCCCUACAAGUGCGCGGACUGCGGCAAGGCCUUCAACCACAACGCGCACCUCACGGUGCACAAGCGCAUCCACACCGGGGAGCGGCCGUACAUGUGCAAGGAGUGCGGCAAGGCCUUCAGCCAGAACUCCUCGCUGGUGCAGCACGAGCGCAUCCACACGGGCGACAAGCCCUACAAGUGCGCCGAGUGCGGCAAGUCCUUCUGCCACAGCACGCACCUCACCGUGCACCGCCGCAUCCACACGGGCGAGAAGCCCUACGCCUGCCAGGACUGCGGCCGCGCCUUCAACCAGAACUCCUCGCUGGGCCGGCACCGGCGCACGCACACCGGCGAGAAGCCCUACGCCUGCAGCGUGUGCGGGAAGGCCUUCUCGCGGACCACCUGCCUCUUCCUGCACCUGCGGACGCACACGGAGGAGCGGCCCUACGAGUGCAGCCACUGCGGCAAGGGCUUCCGGCACAGCUCCUCGCUGGCGCAGCACCAGCGCAAGCACGCGGGCGAGAAGCCCUACGAGUGCCGCCAGCGGCUCAUCUUCCAGCAGGCGGCGCUCGCGGCGCACCCGUGGGCGGGCGCCCUGGGCUGCGACCCGGCCCUGGCGCCGGGGGAGAGCGCCCCGCGCAGUGACCGGCCCUUCCGCUGCGGCCAGUGCGGGAAGUGCUUCAUCCAGAGCUCGCACCUCAUCCGGCACCAGGUGACGCACACGCGGGACGGGCCUCGCGGGCGGCGGCGGCGGCGGCCGGAGCAGCCCCUGGGCCGCAGCUUGGUGCCUCACCUGCACCCAGGCGAGGCCCCCGGGGACGGGCCCCGGGCAGGGCCGCCUGCCAGCAAGGCGCUCGCGCUGUUUGACAUCCAGGGGAUCGUGCAGGACAGGAAGCCCGUGCACGUGAUUGCGGUGGAGGAGCCGCCCGUGGGCGCGUCCGUGGUGUUUGACAUCAAGGAGGCCCCCUAGGCGGACGGGCACCGCAGCGACCGACCCGGCGCAGGGGCCGCGUGGGGCUGACGCGGGGAGGAAGGCCUGGGCGCCCCCGCUCUCCCCAGACGCCGGAGCUUGGGGGGCCUCCGGUCUAUGGAGCCCGGUGCACCCUUUAAACUCUUACUUUCUGUUGCCUCUGGGACCCUGAGACGGGUUCACAGGUCACGUCAGGAAGCCCACAUGGGCCCCGUUCUGUGCAGGAUGAUUGAAGCAAAAGUAACUGUAAUGGAGUAACGUGUCCCAGCCGGUGCGGAAGCUCCCAACCGAGCAGUCAUGCCGGGGACCUGGCAGGGCCUGUGGGCAUCGUCUAGUAACUGGGUCUGAGGUUGGGAAGCAUUGAGAGGGGCAUUCCUGUCCGGGACCGGAUUUUUUUUUUUUUUUUAAUCCUCACCAGAAGAAUAAAAAAUUUUUCCUAUGGAUUAUUUUUUUAGAGAGUGGAAGGGACCGGUGCAGAGGAGAGAGAGACAGAGAGAAACAUUGUUGUGUCAGAGACACAUCCAUUGGUUGCUCCCACUCGUGCCCCAAAGGGAGCCACAGAUUGAAUCUGCAAAUAAGGUACGUGCCCUUGGCCAGAAACCUAACCCUGGACCCUUCAGUCCACAGGCCGGUGCUCUAACCACUGAGAAACCUGCCAGGCGGGAGGUGGAUCUUCAGAGAGUUGACUCGCUCUUGGAAGAAUUUUGAGCAAAACAAAAUGCCAUUGCAUUUCUGGGAAGUUCUCAGCGUGCGGGAUUAGUGUGUUCACCCGUGAAGCCGGCCGAGGGUCUCCGUUCACACUUACACACAGAUUGUUUCAUAGGCACACGCGGCGUCCCCAGGGCCAGUCUGCACUUCGCGGGCUUCAGAGCAGCUUGCCCCACCCCCAUCAGCCACGUCAGCCACCCUCAUGCCCAAGGCAGACGGCACGGAAGCCCUGAGAUGCCACUGCUCCUGGGAAAGCCAUUGCCUGGGAAAGCCGGCGCUGCUCUGAGCCGCCGGCUGGUUCUCCAUCGGUGACGGCUGGUUGUCAGGACUGCAGGAGGCAGGGCCACUGCGUCUUGUGGGCUCGGGCAGGGAUGCUGCUCACCAUCCCAUAAUGUCCACGCUGCCAAGGGAGAGGCACCGCGCCCAGCACCAGCUGCCGUUUCCCAAACUGUAUAUUGGUUGGGCGGGGCUGUGCUAACAAUGUUUUACGUUUGUUUGUUUUUUUAUUGAUUUCAGAGAGGAAGGGAGAGGGAGAGACAGAAACAUCAAUGAUGAGAGAGAAUUCUUGAUGGGCUGCCUCCUGCAUGCCCCCCACUGGGGAUCGAGCCUGCAACCGGAGCACGUGCCCUUGACAGGAGUGGAACCUGGGACUCUGUCCACUGAGCCGCACCAGCGAGGGCUCUUCUUCCGUCUAUAUUCGUUCUGGGGGGGAAUUUUGUCGCCAUCUCCAGCCUGCCCACCAGCUGCUCCUCGCUUUGCCUGGUGAAAUGCCCUCUGAUCUGGCCUCACACCCCAGGUGUGCUGGGGCUCCUCGUGAAUUGUGUGACGUCACCUUGUAUGGGGGCUCUGCUGGAGGCCGCAGAUGUCCGUGCCAGGUGAGGCCAGACUUCUGAGAACAUGGUUUAUUUCUGUGUGACGCGGGGCAUGCUCACGGGACCUUCAUGUUCACAGUUGCAAACCCCGCCUCGAUCAUCUUACUGCUCUCCAAUUUUAAACCUGAGCAAAGCCAAGCUGGCCAACUUGGUCCACGCUGUUGUUGACGUACAGAGCACUGUGAUAGCCCUGGCUGGUUUAGUCAGCGGUUAGAGCCUUGGCCCGUAGACUGAAGGGUCACGGGUUCGAUUCCGGGUCAAGGGCACGUACCUCAGUUGCAGGCCCCCCAGCCCCAGUAGGGGCACGUGCAGGAGGCAACCGAACGAUGUAUCUCUCAUGUCAACCUUCUCUCUCCUCCCACCCACUGUCUCUAGAAAGUCGUGGAAAGUCAUCCUCGGGUGAGGAUUGCCGGUCGGGCACAUGCCCAUGUGGCACACUCGAUCCCCCGUGUGGGGCGUGCAGGAGGCAGCCGAUCCAUGAUUCUCUCUCAUCUUUGAUGUUUCUAUCUCUCGCUCCCUUUGCCUCUCUGACAUCAAUAAAGAACAUAUUUUUAAAGUGACAGGAGAGGAUUGUAUCUUGGGUGGGGGCGCACGGUGCAGUGUAUGGAUCUUGUAACAGAAGCCCACACCUGAAACCUAUAUGAUCGUGUUGACCAGUGUCACCCCAAUAAAUGUAAUAAAAACAAAA